CGGCCACUAAAGAGUUAAUUCUUUUUCAUAGCAGUGGACACAUUUUUAGGCUCCCUCCAUCCUCAGUCAGUACAGAGGAAGACAGAGGAGUGUCAAUAGUUAACCAGCUGCUAAUUGACUGCAGGGAUUGACCUACUUCUGUGCAGCGGGAGGCUGAGGCUGGUCAGACAUCAUGCAGGUGUGUUUCUGUGGACACCGGAUGCCUGACGGAGCCAAAUAUCGGCUUUUCCUCCUCCUGCCAUCCUCUUCCAUGUGACUUCUUUCUGAUCCUCCUCUGUUCUGUGGGGCUCCGUCCAUCUCCCAGUCCUGCAGUUUUUCUAGGUCACUGUCAGUUUUUCUGUUGUAGCAGAGGACACCAGUCCCAGCCGCUGCAGUGUUUCAGUGCACGGCAGCUUGGCGGAGCUGCAUCUGCUGCAGCGCCACUCCAGCUCUUAAAGGAGCCGCCUUUGCCAGAGCGGAGCCCACACUGCUCGCCGGUGGCACCCUUCCUGCCUCCUUGCCCGUCACCCGUUCACCCUCAAAGCUGUCGAGGCUUUUAGGAUUAUCGUUUGUGGCGUUUGAGUCAUCCGUGUUGCUGCGGUCAGAACGGGGAUAUUCCUGCCAGUUCCUCUCUCCUGCUGGGCUUUAAUGUGGAGAUGAGUGCUGGUUCGGGGUCUCCUCUGAUGGCUGCUGCCAUCCAAGAUUUCCAGAGGUCGGAGUCGGAGCGCCUCAGUGAAGUCAAAGGUCACUUGGAAAUUGCCUUAUUGGAGAAACAUUUUCUACAGGAGGAGUUGAGAAAGCUGCGAGAGGAGACCAAUGUGGACUCCCUGCGGCAGGAGCUGGAAAAGGAGCGGAGCAAAAGGCUGGAUCUGGAGCAGAAGAUGAGCGAAGUCCUCAAAACCAGACUAGAAGACUCCCCCCCCCAGCCUCUCCGGAAGCAGCAGUCCCCGUCCAACAACGGCACAGCAGAGAAGCAGCAGAAGGAGGUGUGGAGCUCGCGGCUGCAGAAGUGGCUGUAUGAGCGCUUCGGCGUUUACAUCGAGGACUUCCGCUUCCAGCCAGAGGAGAACACUGUGGAGACAGAAGAACCGCUAAGUGCUAAAAGGUUGACAGAAAAUAUGAGGCGACUCAAGCGAGGAGCUAGGCCUGUCACCAACUUCUUAAGGAACCUUUCCGCCUUAUCAAACUGGCACUCUGUCUACACCUCAGCUAUUGCCUUCAUUAUUUACAUGAAUGCUGCUUGGCAUGGUUGGGUUGUUCCCAUGUUCCUCUUCCUGGCUAUCCUGCGUUUAUCCUUAAACUAUCUCAUCGCCAGAGGUUGGAGGAUCCAGUGGAGCAUCGUGCCUGAGGUCUCUGAACCCAUGGAGCCGCCAAAAGAGGACUUGACUGUGUCAGAAAAGUUCCAGCUCGUACUUGAUGUUGCACAAAAAGCUCAGAAUCUUUUUGGUAAGAUGGCAGAUGUGUUGGAAAAAAUUAAGAACCUGUUCAUGUGGGUGCAGCCUGAGAGCACCCGCAAGCUCUACAUCUGCCUAUGGGUGGCUUUCAUUACGUCCUGUCUGCUGCCGUACCAGCUGCUGGGCUUCAUGACCGGUGUGUACGCUGGAAUCAAGUUCUUCAUCAUAGACUUCAUGUUUAAAAGCUGCCCGAAGCUCCGAGACAAAUAUGACACACCUUACAUCGUGUGGAACAGCCUUCCCACUGACCCACAGCUGAAAGAGAGGACUAACGCCACCGUUUCCCGUCGGCUGUCCUGCAUUGAGAAGGUUCAACCGGUGGUGUCCCGCAGCAGCCUCGCUACCAUUCCCAGCGGGCUCAGCAGGGAGGACGAUAUGGGACGCACUCACAGCACCAAGAAGGGAGCCUUCCACGAGGUUUUCAACCUCCCAGAGUCAGAGCGCCCUCUAGCGGUGUGCGAGAACGGCUGGAGAUGCUGCCUGAUCAACAGAGACCGGAAGAUGCCCACAGAUUACAUCAGGAACGGAGUCCUCUACGUCACAGAGAAUUAUCUGUGUUUUGAGAGCUCCAGCUCCAGAUCCAGCUCAUCUAAGAAGAAUAAAGUCAUCAAGCUGGUGGACAUCACUGACAUUCAGAAGUACAAAGUGUUGUCAGUCCUGCCAGGAAGUGGGAUGGGCAUCUCUAUAGCCACUCCUUCUACUCAGAAGCCAUUGGUGUUUGGUGCCAUGAUUCACAGAGACGAAGCUUUUGAGGCAAUUUUUACGCAGUACAUGAAGAUAAUGACCAGCCCCAAGCCCCCGGCCACCGCAGAGCUGUAGACCUGCUGCCUCCCAGCCGUGCACUCCCCCUCAGCGGGUCGCAAAGGGGGCGGAGCUUCAUCCAGGCUUGACCUGAGCUGGAAGAUUCUCUGAAACGCGUCCAACUCCUCUAAAGACUUCCUUGUUGAACCGCUUCCGACGUGUUCAGGCUGACGCUGACGGAGGAGCGAGGAUCCAUGUAUUUUUUUAUCAACAAGAGGGCUGGAGGGGGGCUGGUUCCCCUCUCACCUCACAGACCAUCAGACUUGUCUGUUCCUUGUUUCUGUGUUUGCAUGUAUGAGUGUGUGUGUUUUGCACAUUUUUUUCCUCGGUCCGUGGACAUCCUGAAGAAAAAGGUCCGCUGCCAGACUCGAGGUGCUUUUUAAAGGUUCAGUACUCACUGGAACGUCUGUUUUUUUUCUGCUAGGCAUCAGACUCCCAGCCUUCCUGUUGUUUUCAUUUUUCGUGUCUUCAUCUCUCCUCACGUUUUGCCUUUUGUCAGCAGCUAGAAACAAAAAAUCAGCUUAUUUGUGAACGCCUGAAAUUCGAAUUUGCCAUCUCUUGGUGGGUGAAGUGUCCCUGCCCCAGGUGGAGGAGUUUAAAUACCGUGGGGUCUUGUUCACGAGUGAGGGAAGACCAGAGCGUGAGAUUGACAGCCGAAUCGGAGCAGCG
This is a messenger RNA of Oryzias latipes (Japanese medaka), 2903 nucleotides long. It is a transcript of the gene gramd4a, whose product is annotated as GRAM domain containing 4a. Lineage: Eukaryota; Metazoa; Chordata; Actinopteri; Beloniformes; Adrianichthyidae. The record is from RefSeq and is a predicted model, not a curated record. Gene Ontology annotation, biological process: negative regulation of toll-like receptor 9 signaling pathway; apoptotic process.